CUUCCUCUUAAGUGAUUCUUAUUCUGAGUCUCAGCUAAGUAAAGUAACCUCCAAAAUUUCACAGACAAAAAUAAAACCGUCAAACACAGACGCAAAUAGUGUUAAGUGUCUCCCACUCACGCCUUUCACCUUCUCCACUCUCUACUCUGCCGUUUCUUGCUUUUUUUCUUAGCACCCCAUUUCACCAUUCCGUCAAAAGUUGAAACUUUUUCAUAAAAAGACUCCAUUUUUGCAUUCCUUCUUCUGCAGGUGAAGAAGCUAGAGCUGGGAAAUUCACAAGAUGAAUAGGGCAUUGAUUCGUUUUCUGGUUUCUUUGUGGCUAUGUUGUUGUUGUUGGUUGGUUUCAAUUGGUGAAGCACAAGCACAAGGAGGAGAGUAUAUGAAGUACAAAGAUCCAAAGCAACCAGUUGCAGUUCGUGUUAAGGACUUACUUGAUCGAAUGACUCUUGAGGAGAAGAUUGGCCAAAUGGUUCAAAUUGAUAGGAGUGUUGCUAAUGCUGAGGUCAUGAAAAACAGUUUCAUUGGGAGUGUAUUAAGUGGCGGUGGAAGUGAACCACUUCCAAAAGCUACUGCUCAAGAUUGGGUUAACAUGAUAAAUGAAUUUCAGAAAGGGUCUCUGGCAAGUCGAUUGGGUAUUCCAAUGAUGUAUGGGAUUGAUGCUGUUCAUGGCCACAACAAUGUCUAUAAUGCUACCAUAUUUCCCCAUAAUGUUGGACUUGGAUGUACCAGAGAUCCUGACCUUUCCCAAAAGAUUGGAGCUGCAACCGCUCUCGAAGUCAGAGCGACGGGAAUUCCUUAUGUCUUUGCUCCAUGUAUUGCGGUUUGUAGAGAUCCAAGAUGGGGUCGGUGUUAUGAAAGCUACAGUGAGGAUCCUAAAAUUGUGGAACAAAUGACAGAGAUAAUACCUGGUCUACAAGGAAGUCUCCCUGCCAAUGCCAAGAAGGGAUUUCCAUAUGUUGGUGGCAAGACAAAGGUAGCUGCUUGUGCUAAGCACUUUGUUGGAGAUGGCGGUACAACCAAGGGAGUUAAUGAGAACAACACUGUGAUUGACUGGCAUGGAUUGCUUAGCCUUCAUAUGCCUGCCUAUUCUGAUUCCAUUAUCAAAGGGGUCUCGACAGUGAUGGUUUCGUACUCCAGUUGGAACGGGGUAAAGAUGCAUGCAAAUCGUGAUCUAGUCACUGGCUUCCUAAAGAACACCCUUAAGUUUAAGGGAUUUGUCAUCUCUGAUUGGCAAGGUAUCGACAAAAUCACAUCGCCACCGGAUUCAAACUACACGUACUCUGUCCAAGCUUCCAUUCAAGCCGGUGUUGAUAUGGUGAUGGUCCCGUACAAGUUUGAUGAGUUCAUUCAGGAUCUUAAUCUCUUGGUCAAGAACAAUGUCAUUCCAAUGGACCGAAUUGAUGAUGCUGUGGCGAGAAUUUUGCUUGUCAAGUUUACCAUGGGUCUUUUUGAAAAUCCUCUAGCCGAUUUCAGUUUAGUCGACCAGCUUGGAAGUCAGGGACACAGGGAUCUUGCAAGGGAAGCUGUGAGAAAAUCUCUUGUGCUGCUUAAGAAUGGGAAAAAUGGAAGUGCUCCACUUCUGCCUCUUUCAAAGAAUGUUCCCAAAAUUCUAGUUGCUGGUACACAUGCUGACAAUUUGGGUUACCAAUGUGGCGGGUGGACAAUCAAAUGGCAAGGAUUUAGUGGCAACAUGGACACAAGCGGAACAACCAUUCUUAGUGCCAUAAAAUCAGCAGUUGAUCCAAGCACUGAAGUUGUAUUUCGUGAGAACCCGGAUAGCGAAUUUGUAAAGUCCAACAACUUUGAUUAUGCUAUUGUAGCUGUUGGUGAGCUUCCUUACGCCGAGACUGCUGGUGACAGCACCACAUUGACAAUGACGGAUCCUGGUCCAAAUAUAAUCAACAAUGUCUGUGGGAAUGUUAAGUGUGUGGUUAUCAUUGUUUCUGGUAGACCUAUUGUGAUAGAACCGUACGUUUCUUCUAUAGACGCAUUGGUGGCAGCAUGGUUACCGGGCACUGAAGGCCAAGGCGUGACCGAUGCCCUUUUUGGCGACUAUGGUUUUAGCGGCAAGCUUGCUAGGACAUGGUUCAAAUCUGUGGAUCAACUCCCUAUGAAUGUUGGGGAUCCUCACUGA
Molecule: messenger RNA, 2134 nt
Organism: Arachis duranensis
Lineage: Eukaryota; Viridiplantae; Streptophyta; Magnoliopsida; Fabales; Fabaceae
Exons: 10
Coding region: 281-2134 (617 amino acids)
Biological process (GO): glucan catabolic process
Molecular function (GO): beta-glucosidase activity
Source: RefSeq, a predicted model, not a curated record